UUGUUUCUCUCUGUUUGGGGGGGGGGAGUGACACGGGGCGGUGGGGGCCAUGGCUUUCCUGGGGGUAAAUUCACACUGAUGGUGGGAACGGAGCAACCCGAGAACUCUUUUCUACCAGUUGUGGCGUUGGGCUGGGCCAGUAACGCUGUCCUUUGGAGCUGAGCUUUGGAAAUGGUGGCAGGAUCAGGCCCUGGCUUUGGGCUCUGUUUCAGAUCUGACUUAAACCUCCUUGUCUGUUACAGAGCUCAGACUACCUGUCCAGAGAGGGGGAAAGACCCUCAUUCUGUUCACAGUUUGAUUUCAUUGUGGUUGCCGGGCUCAGUCCUGCAGCUUUAGGAGAAACUGUCUCAAUGUCAAGUGUGAGGGCGGCCCCGGCACGUCUGGUACCGGUUGAAAAUACCAAUGGGGCUGUGAGCUGGUACGUUACCCCCAAAAGCCUCCAGCCCUGCAGUGCUGCGUGGUUUUGUGCUUCAGUAUUGGAGAGAUCGCAGUCGGUGCUGUGGAUAAAUAAUACAGACGUUGGGUUUUAUGUUGUCAAAACUGAGAAGACCAGCGCAGUGUAAACCAGAGAUAAAAACAGGGCAAAAUGCAACUCGAGGCGACUGGAUUUCUGCUGUUGUGACCAGGAUGUGGCCCAAACGGGUGUAAAAGGAGAGGAAAACUGUAGGAAGGAUCCUGAACCGUCACUGAGGGAUCCACAGCUUCAGCUGCAAACCCCUUUUUCCUUCCUUCUUUCCACCUCUCGCUCCAGCAGCUGGGAACCUGAUCCUGCCAGCGCAACCCCGCUGCGUGGGGCUUCAUUUUCUUCUGCAAGUUUGGUAACGAAUGGCCGAGCAAAGCCGAAAGGCAGCGCGGCUGGCGUUUGAGACAACUCCCGUCCCCGACUGCGGGAUGGCCUUAACGCGGCGUGUGUGCGAAAUUAAAAAAAUAUAAUCGUCCUGGUGGCCACUAUGCACUGGAACUGGUUUUAUCUGGUUCCAGUUAUGCUUGUUUUGAGUUAGACGAGCGGUGCCAGGUUCUGAUCUCAUUUGCACCAGCGGAGUCAUUCGGCGGAGCCGGUCCCAGUUUACCUCACUCUUAAGUGAAAGCAGAACUGGGCCUGCUGGGAGAAGCAUCCCCGGGGGAAAUCACUGCAAAUCAAACACGGGGAAAAGCCAACGACUCUUGGGACCCUUCCCGGAGGCGGCGCAGAUUUUACCGCCUGCUCGCGAAAGCCGUUUUCACCGAAAAAGGAGGGGAGAGGCUGUAAGAGGAAAAGUGGUGUGACUGGGAGCGAGCCAGUUGUAGGAUUUUGGCUGAGCUGGCCAUGAUGCUACGGUUGGUGGUCAGUGCCCUCUUCCCAGCGCUGCUCCUGGCUGCGCCGCCCCCCAUAAACAAACUCGCCCUCUUCCCGGACAAGAGCGCUUGGUGCGAGGCGAAGAACAUCACCCAGAUCGUGGGGCACAGCGGCUGCGAGUCCAAGUCCAUCCAGAACAGGGCCUGCCUGGGACAGUGUUUCAGCUACAGUGUCCCCAACACCUUCCCUCAGUCCACAGAGUCCUUGGUUCACUGUGACUCCUGCAUGCCGGCCCAGUCCAUGUGGGAAAUCGUGACAUUGGACUGUCCAGGCAACGAUGAGAUCCCCAGGGUGGACAAGCUGGUGGAGAAGAUACUUCACUGUAGCUGCCAGGCUUGCGGGAAGGAGCCAAGCCACGAGGGAGCCCUGUUCAACGUCUACCUGAAUGCCGAGGAGAACAUGCCCGCUGAAGGUCCCAGCCCCCACCACUAUGGCCACCACCAACAGGAGGUGGAAGAACCUCCAGUCUCCAGCCACCACCACCACGAGGAGGAGGGCGAGGAGUGACCUGGCCCUUAGGGACUGUCCUUGCGGGCAGGGGGUGUGUGCGAGGGAGAGGGCCGGGGUUUGGGGAGGGAGGGGGGUGGUGGAGUUUUUCCUGUCUAGUAGCUGCCCUCACGCUUUUGCUCUCCGUGACACACCAGGGCUGGAGGAACCUUCUGAGGUACAAGCAGGGCUGAGGGGGUGAAGGUGGGACUGGAGCCGUGGGGUAAGAGAGGAGGAUUUGGGCUUUUCUGAUGCAAAACUACUUGGACAUAAAAGUAAUAAUAUAUUGAAAGGAGCGGGAACCCAGAUGAUGGUUUGGCUGAGAGCAAAGCUCGGCUUAGCUGGGCUCCCCAGGGGCUGUGUGGUGGCUCCUGAAGGCUGUGGAGCCUUUGCUGGGUUCUUCUGGGUUUUUCCCUUGUAAACAGCUCAUAGCUGGGCUGGAGGAACAAGGGAUCAGCUCUCCGCAGUCCCCCAGGAGAUGCACAUCUCUCCCGGGGUAUGCAGGACCAGCAUCAUCCCUUCUUCCUCCAGGGACACAGGGGCUCAGCAUGGACUCACUGUUCCUCCUGGGCCUUAAUUCAACCCCAACCCCCUCUUGUUUUAGCUCUUGGGGAGCGUUUUGCCCCAGGAUGUGCCUCUGUGGCUGCGUGUGUGAGGUUGCUGGGAACUGCGGUGGCGAGAGCCCAAGGAAACUUGAUGGUCCUCAGGGCCACCACGCAGGGGACGAGGGAGCCAGGUCGUGCCGUGGGCGCUGGGAUUUCAUGUUUCGUGGCCCUCAGGGGAAGGCUGAGAGCAAGAGUUGUGCUGGGGGUGGGAGCCAGCCCCUCGCCCCACUCUCCCUGCUGCACUUUAACGGUGGUGGAGGGAGAAGGGGGACGAGUGCCGGGACGCUGAUGUCCCCGCGCAGGGGACAGCUCAUGCAGGGUGGGGGGACGGCCCCAGGACCCUCCUGCUUCCCCUUUCUCUCUGUUGUAUAAAGCUGAUUUCUUUGGCGCUGUCCUGACAAGAGCUUCUGGAGCUUGUAAUCGAUGCCUCCCCCUCCUUUUUACAAGGUGGUUGUUUUGUUUUGUUUUGUUUCUUAAAUAAAUUAGUUCUGACUUCCA
Molecule: messenger RNA, 2925 nt
Organism: Columba livia (rock pigeon)
Lineage: Eukaryota; Metazoa; Chordata; Aves; Columbiformes; Columbidae
Gene: NBL1
Product: NBL1, DAN family BMP antagonist
Exons: 4
Coding region: 1307-1843 (178 amino acids)
Biological process (GO): animal organ morphogenesis
Molecular function (GO): receptor ligand activity; BMP binding
Source: RefSeq, a predicted model, not a curated record